This is a messenger RNA of Drosophila arizonae, 1468 nucleotides long. RefSeq lists its product as uncharacterized. NCBI's taxonomy places the organism in Eukaryota, Metazoa, Arthropoda, Insecta, Diptera, Drosophilidae. The record is from RefSeq and is a predicted model, not a curated record.
UUACGAUUUUCAAUUACGGCAGAGAUAGCAGCGAUACACAAAACCAAUUUGCAAUUGGUGCUGGCUAAAAUCUCACUCGAUUUCUCUUUGCUUUGCAUUCGCACACAGAUAUUGCUGUAUCCGGAGGAGGGCUGGGCGCGCACCGCCUCAUCCAGUUACUGGACCAUCACGCCCUGCUGGUGGCAGCCGAACCGUUGUCGCAUUGUAGAGUGCGCUGGCACGCAGCGGCAGGCGACCAAGGCCAGGAUGCUGCCCAUGGACCAGCAGGGCUCUCUGCUGAUUGCCGGACACUUUCGCAGGCCGUCAAUAACAGCGACAAGCGCGGCAGCAGUCGGAGCAGCAGCAGAAGCCAUAUCUCGAGGAGGAGGAGGAAGAGGAGGAGGAGCCGCUACUGCUAGCCCAAAUAGUAGUUCGCAGUCAAAGUCGAAGUCACAGUUGGCAUACAAUGAUGAGUUCAAGCUGUAUCUGACAUCGAACAUAUCGAUGGAGGACUACAACAUGGGCUACUGUCUAACUGGAUUCGUCGAGCGUCGCUGCCAGCUGACAAACACCUUUCAAAUGACGCACUUUGCUGUUAUCAAGCGGCAAUGGCCGCCACCGCCGUCCAAGCUCACCAACUCAUAGGCAUCCUGGCAUCCAGGCCCCCAGUGAUCCCUCUAGCCACGCCCACUUAGUACGUAGCAACAUUGUUGAGUAUACACUGUGCAUACUCUCUAUUCUCUAACCUAGCCAUUAAGUAGUGAAAUUUCGCAAUGCUGUGGCCAACGUGAUAGCAGAAAAAAUGCAAUACGAAAAGUGCAGCAUACUUUUCAGCGCUGCGUAAAAAUAUUGAACUUGUAGAAACCGCAAGCGCUGGGCACUUUGUCGCCACAUUUUUUAUUUUUGCUAUAACAAUUUCUAUAUGUGUACUAGUGCGUAAUUUGUAAUUUUAACUAAAUGCUCUAAACGUGCUUAAUUCGUGUGCUUUCGAUGUUGUGCAAACAACGAAACUGAACAAAACAAAAAACAAAACUUUAAAACAUUAAGCAGUGUAACAUAAAAUCAAAAUAUUCAAAAGCAGUAUGCUUCGGUACACCGAAGACGGAAUACCCUUGCAGGAAUUUCAUUUUAUUACAUUUAUCGCGAAUCUUGGUCAUGUCGAAAGGACCAAUGCAAGGGUAGAACUAAAGCCGAAAACAAAUAACUGCAAAAUACAAAUACUAGCUGCUUUUAAAAGCUAAAAUACAACUAAACCGCUUUGCCGGCCAACGCACACGCACAAAUACACACACAUUGCAUUGCACACUCACUCACACACACUUACAAACACACAUUCCAUUAAAGCCAGGGCAGCUACUUAAUGCUUAAAAAGUGCAACAAAUUGAAACUUGUGCUUGUCGAAGCAUAUGAUUGUGUGCCAAGUAGAGUUUGUGUGUGUGAGUGCAUGAGCUUUUUUGUGUAAGUAUUUGUGAUUGUAUGUCCAUGUUUC